Messenger RNA from Henningerozyma blattae CBS 6284, 2247 nucleotides. It is a transcript of the gene CTI6, whose product is annotated as Cti6p. The record is from RefSeq and is a predicted model, not a curated record. Gene Ontology annotation, cellular component: Rpd3L-Expanded complex; Rpd3L complex. Lineage: Eukaryota; Fungi; Ascomycota; Saccharomycetes; Saccharomycetales; Saccharomycetaceae. Gene Ontology annotation, biological process: negative regulation of rDNA heterochromatin formation; negative regulation of silent mating-type cassette heterochromatin formation. The coding region runs from base 1 to 2247 and encodes 748 amino acids. The transcript has a single exon.
AUGACUACUAUAGAGGAACCACCGUUAACAGGAGGAGACUCUUCGACUAUCGCACGGUUGGCCGAGAAUACUGUCCCAGUUCCCAAUAAUAAUAAAGAUUCAAGUAUGAAUGUUGACACAAAUGGAUCUUUGAAGACUCCUUCUCCUACUCCAAACACAAACGAAAAUACAUCUAAUAACGGGCAAGGUACUACCACUGGUAACGGGAAUAAUAUUGCCGAUAUUUCUCCAAAUACAAUCGUGCCUUUGCAGGAGAAUGCCACAAUUACUGAGAAGAAUAUGAACUCUAGUGAUAAGAAUAUGGAGGAGUAUCCAUCUUCAACAACCACAACAACGGCCAACGUCGAAAUUAAUAGUUUAUCUAAUGUAGCUGAUGAAGAGAAAGGCGAACUUGAAGAAGAGGAAGAAGAAGAAGAAGGUGAAACGAGAUGUGUUUGUGGGGAAUUUGAUCCACCAGACGAUUCAGGGUUUUAUAUUCAGUGUGAGAGUUGUGGUGUUUGGCAACAUGGGUAUUGUGUGGGUAUUACUCAAGGAGAUGAUUCUGCCGAUCUGGAUAAGUAUUGGUGUGAACAAUGUAAACCUAAUUUACAUAGACUAUAUACAACCGAAACCGGGGAAGCUAGGUCAGUUUACAAACCUGUUCAAGAUAAGAAAUCGCAGAAUGACAGAGUAAAGAGGAGGAAUGGAAGAUCUAGUUCAAAGUCAAGUCAGAACAGUAGUAGCUCUAAGAAUGAUUCGUCUGCCUCUCCCACAACGGUACCUUUAAAAAGAGAUCGAGAAAACUCAAGCUCAAAAGAUGACCUCCUAAAUACUUCGAAUAAUAAAUCAUCUAAUGAUUCUCAUGUGGAUAAAAAACAAAAAUUAAAAUCUAGAAAUUCCAUUAAUGAAGAGACAAAUGAUAAAAAUAAUAAAGAUAAAUAUAUAGCUGAAGAAGUUGAUGAUGAUGAAGAAGAAGCUGAAGACUAUAAUGAAGAUGAGUUCCAUUCAAAACACAGUUUUAAUGAUAGCAAUCUAGAUGAGCUGGACGAAUUAGAGAAGAAAAAAUUUCAUGAUAGAAAGAGAGCCACUUCGUCUUCUAGAGAAGAAAAACAAUAUCAAAGAAUGUUAGAAAAGGCAAUCUUAGAGAGUAAAAGAACUUCCGUUCAACUAGAUGAAAACAAAAAGGGUAAUAAUAUUCCAAAUGAUAAUACAGACAUUUCAUCAAAUAGCGAUCAAGAUAUAACAAGUAAAGAGAAAAUAAAGAAAAAUUCUUCGAAAGAAAAUUCAAAAGAUAUUGAAAAUUCAUUGAAAAGUAAUUUAAAUUCUAAUAAGGAUUCUAAAAAUGAUUCUCAAGAAGACUCAAUUGUAAAAUCAAAUAAUAAUAUGAAAGAUACCAAUGAUACAAAGGACUCAAAUCUAAUAGAGGAAACUACCCUUGGCACUUCAGAAAAUAAUUAUAACAAUAGUAAUAAUCAUAAUGAUGGUUCUCAAAAAUUUACCGCUGAAAUUACCAAUUCAGAAAGUAUUGCAAAUAAUGGCACCACUACUACUUCACAGGAAAAACUCUCAACUGAUGAUAAUCUUAAUUCAAUAUCAAAUGAUGAUGAAAAGAAAAAAUCUUCAUCUUCAGGAAACUCUACACCAAGUUUAAAGAAAUCAGGUUCUACAAUCUCAUCAGAAGAAGAUAAUAAUGCAAAUAAUUCAUCAAGUAAUAGUAGACGUUCAACCAGUGCAACUUCUUUAACUCCAAAUACAAGAAAGGCAAGACGUGGUGGAACCAAAAAUACGACGAGAAGAGGUGAAAGAAAAAGCCCCAAUUCAACUCCAACCACGAAGGGUAAAAGAAAUUCCAAGAAUUCAAACUCAAACACUGAUGUUGAUAUUACAAAGCCAAUGAGAGCAAGAGUACCUCCACAGAGAACUUCAUUGAAUGAAAUGAAAAGAAGGGUUGCCGCUAUAUUAGAAUUCAUCUCAAGAACUCAAUGGGAAUUAAGUCAAGAUAAAUCCUCCAGAGAUGAUCUGGUUAGAUUUGUCGAUAAUCAACAGUUUAUUCAACAAGUUGAUGCUCUCUAUGCUAAUUAUGAUGAGAGUUUAAAAAUGAUGGAUGAUUUGACAAGGUCUUUACUAUAUUGGCAAAAAAAAUAUAACGACCCGAAUCCUGAUUCAUUCACUGAUCUAAUUCCUAACACAACUCUCUCUAAAUCUACUGCCAGUAGUAAUGAAAAUAAUAUCUCUAACGAAAAUAAUGAACCAACAAUAAAGGAAUAG